AUGCUGCAAGAAAUAAGCGCGUUGACGAACGCAAAAUCCGUCCUAACAGCUGCGAUCUCUACGCUAAUUAUUUACAUCGUCACAACGGUCAUCUACAAUGUUUACUUUCACCCGUUAAGUCGGUUCCCAGGACCGAUAUCUCAUGCAAUUUCUCGUAUCCCAUACUUCUGUCGUGCGAUACGCGGUACCCUUCCAUUUGACAUGCUAGAAUUGCAUGAAAGUUAUGGAGAUAUCGUGCGUAUUGCACCUAACGAGCUUGCUUUCUCUCACCCAGAUGCUUGGAAAGAUCUAUUUGGCCACAAAAACGGAGAGGCGGAAAUGACAAAAGCUAACUGGUUCUACCGCCCACUCGAUGAGCCUUUGCACAUUGUCAAUGAGAAUACUGAUGAGCAUAGACUAUUGCGCCGUCAAAUGGCUCAUGGAUUUUCUGAGAAAAGUAUGAGAGCCCAAGAGCCUAUGAUCCGGAAAUAUGUUGAUCUCUUACUUCAAAAACUUCACGAAAACUGCAAGAGUGGCAGCUUGGUGAUUUUUGAUUGGUAUAAUUUUACUACAUUCGAUAUCAUUGGUGACUUAGCGUUUGGAGAGCCCUUUGGGUGCUUGGAGGGCUGCAACUAUGAUCACUGGAUCAAAGGUAUUUUCGAAGGAGCUUACGUGGGCACCCUGCUACAGGCGUUGUCAUUCGUUCCUUCUCUGAAGUACUUACUUUUGUCGCUUGUUCCAAAGUCCAUGAAAGAAGCUCAUCAGAAGCACAAGGAUCUGACAAAGGCGAAGAUGCUUCGUCGCGUCGCUAUCUCGGAGGAACGACCGGAUCUCAUUGAGGGAUUGCUUAAGAAGAAAGAUGAACUUAAACUUGGCAUAGAAAAAUUGAUUUCUAAUGCUGAGAUCUUGAUCAUCGGAGGCUCCGAGACAACUGCAUCAGCUCUGAGUAGAGUAACUUAUCUCUUGUUACAGAAUCCCAGUGCCUAUGAAAAACUGAAGGAUGAAGUCCGUUCAUCAUUUGACAACCAGGAAGAGAUCACCUUGAUCAGUGUUAACAGACUGUCAUAUAUGCUGGCAUGUCUUGAUGAAGCAUUACGCAUGUAUCCACCAAUUGCCAAUGGCCUUCCUCGUGUUUGUCCCAAGGGCGGAGCUAGGGUUCUAGGUGAAUACAUACCAGAAAAUACUAAUAUCUCAAUUCAUCAAUGGGCAUUAUAUCGCCGCCAGAAGUAUUUCAAAGACCCCAACUCAUAUCACCCAGAACGGUUUUUAUCGGAUCCAAAGUUCGUGGACGAUUGCCGUGAUGCAUUUCAGCCAUUCCAUACUGGGCCAAGAAACUGUCUAGGAAGAAAUCUUGCAUACAGUGAAAUGCGUCUAAUUCUCGCUCUUAUUAUGUUUAACUUCGAUAUGAAGAUUGCAGAUGAAAGUAAAGAUUGGAUGAAGCAAAGAAAUUUCUUGAUGUGGGAGAAGGGCCCAUUAAAGGUGCAUUUGACACCCAGGACUCUCACAGAAUAA
This is a messenger RNA of Penicillium macrosclerotiorum, 1491 nucleotides long. RefSeq names its product cytochrome P450. The transcript is spliced from 5 exons. The record is from RefSeq and is a predicted model, not a curated record. NCBI's taxonomy places the organism in Eukaryota, Fungi, Ascomycota, Eurotiomycetes, Eurotiales, Aspergillaceae. The coding region runs from base 1 to 1491 and encodes 496 amino acids. Gene Ontology annotation, molecular function: iron ion binding; oxidoreductase activity, acting on paired donors, with incorporation or reduction of molecular oxygen; monooxygenase activity.